Striga asiatica is the source of this 1523-nucleotide messenger RNA. NCBI's taxonomy places the organism in Eukaryota, Viridiplantae, Streptophyta, Magnoliopsida, Lamiales, Orobanchaceae. The record is from the annotation of a GenBank genome assembly.
AUAACUCUUUGGACUAGAGCACCACCGGCGAAUAAAUGAAUACCUAAAAAAUCUUGUCUUUUUAUGACAUUAAUCACAAGCCGGAAAACAACAUAACAACUCGGCCCCCACUGAACACCUACCUAUUUCUCUUUCUCGUUCCUUCUUCCUUCGUCUUUUCCGGCGACCCAAAAUCCCAGAUUUCCGAAAUCAAUAUUUUCUGCAAGAAUCGGAAAGUGGUAAUAUCUAAUUAAAAACCCAAACAAAUUCAAAAGAUAAUGGCGAGAUGCUUCAGCUUCACAGCCUCCAGGGACUCCUGCUACCGUCGCUCCUUCUCCACCGCCGGCCUCAGGCCCACCACCACCAACCUCGGCGACGGCACCGUCGUCCACUGCUGGGCCCCCAAAACCCACCGCCCCAACAGGCCCACCGCCCUCCUCAUCCACGGCGUCGGCGCCAACGCCAUGUGGCAGUGGAACGACGUCGUCGCGCCCCUCGCCGCCCGAUUCAACGUCUACGUCCCGGACCUCCUCUUCUUCGGCGACUCCCGGACGGCCCGGCCCGAGCGGACCGAGUCCUUUCAGGCCCGGUGCGUGAUGUCCGCUAUGGAAGCCCUUGGGGUCCGCGCCGGGAUCCGGAUCGUCGGGCUGAGCUACGGCGGGUUCGUGGCCUACAGCCUGGCGGCGCAGUUUCCCGGCGCGGUGGAGAGGGUGGUGGUCGGCUGCGCCGGAGUGUGUAUGGAGGAGAAGGACGUGGAGGAGGGUUUGUUUCCGGUGGGGAGCGUGGAAGAGGCAAUCGAGAUUCUGCUCGCUCGGACGCCGGAGAAAUUGAGGGAGCUGAUGAGGCUGUCGUUCUAUAAGCCGGCCAAGGGAGUGCCGUCUUGCUUUCUGUCGGAUUUUAUCGAUGUAAUGUGCACUGAGAAUUUCCAAGAAAGAAAAGAGUUGAUCUACGCGUUAUACAAGAACAGGAAGCUUUCUUAUCUGCCUAAGAUUAAUCAGCCUACCUUGAUAAUUUGGGGAGAACACGACCAGAUUUUCCCACUAGAAUUGGCUCAUAGAUUAGUGAGGCAUUUGGGGAACAAUGCAGAGCUUGUAGUAUUGAAAAACGCCGGGCAUGCGAUUAAUAUGGAGAAAACAAAGGAAUUCUAUAGACAUUUGAAGUCAUUUCUUGCUUUGCCAGCAGGUCUUAAGCUCGAGGGCAGUACCAAUGGCUGCAAGGUCGACUAAAAUAUUUUUCGAGCUGUUUAUAUGAGUCAGCUUGCAAUUGUUGAAGUUCAUAUGAGUCAGUUUCUCAAAGAAGUCCAGCAGGAUGGAUUGGGAAUAUAUUGGAAGUGUAGAAGCAAAUGGGCGAUGAAGUAUAAAGAGUCACUAUUAUUAUUAUUAUUUACAUUUUUUUUUUUCACUCUUUUGAUGUGUAAAGAUGAAUCAAGUUUAUGUGUAAAGAUGAAUCCAUAUCACCAUCUUGGUUAUUAGUUAUUACUUAUUCCGGCUAUCUUUGAUAAACCUAGCUGAUAAGUUAGUUGACAGAUGAUAAGUGAAUUUUAG